Molecule: messenger RNA, 6190 nt
Organism: Pseudonaja textilis
Lineage: Eukaryota; Metazoa; Chordata; Lepidosauria; Squamata; Elapidae
Gene: MYO5A
Product: myosin VA
Biological process (GO): actin filament organization
Cellular component (GO): actin cytoskeleton; myosin complex; cytoplasm
Molecular function (GO): actin filament binding; ATP binding; microfilament motor activity
Source: RefSeq, a predicted model, not a curated record
CCACCACCAUGGCGGCCUCCGAGCUCUACACGAAGUAUGCAAGAAUUUGGAUACCUGAUUCAGAACUAGUGUGGAAGUCAGCAGAACUUUUGAAAGAUUAUAAACCAGGAGAUAAAGUCCUGCAUCUUCAACUUGAGGAUGGCAAGGAUAUUGAAUAUAAACUUGAUGCUAAGUCUAAGGACCUACCACCCCUGCGAAAUCCAGACAUACUUGUGGGUGAAAAUGACCUGACAGCACUCAGCUAUCUUCAUGAACCUGCUGUUCUCCACAAUCUCAAAGUUCGAUUUAUAGACUCAAAACUCAUUUAUACAUAUUGUGGUAUAGUUUUAGUCGCCAUAAAUCCUUACGAGCAGCUGCCUAUCUAUGGCGAAGACAUCAUCAAUGCCUACAGUGGCCAAAAUAUGGGGGACAUGGACCCCCACAUCUUUGCUGUGGCUGAGGAGGCAUACAAACAGAUGGCCAGAGAUGAACGGAACCAGUCCAUCAUUGUAAGCGGGGAAUCAGGAGCUGGGAAAACCGUGUCUGCCAAGUAUGCCAUGAGAUACUUUGCCACAGUGAGCGGGUCUGCAAGUGAAGCCAACGUUGAAGAGAAAGUGUUAGCUUCUAAUCCUAUAAUGGAGUCUAUUGGCAAUGCUAAAACCACGAGAAAUGACAAUAGCAGUCGCUUUGGGAAGUACAUUGAAAUUGGUUUCGAUAAGCGGUAUCGAAUCACAGGUGCUAACAUGAGAACUUACCUCCUAGAAAAAUCGAGAGUGGUGUUCCAGGCGGAAGAAGAGAGAAAUUACCAUAUCUUCUAUCAGCUAUGUGCUUCUGCGGCAUUGCCUGAAUUUAAAGCUUUAAGAUUGGGGAAUGCAGGCUAUUUUCACUAUACAAAGCAAGGGGGGAGCCCAGUUAUUGACGGAAUUGAUGACGCUAAGGAAAUGCUUAACACUCGACGGGCCUGCGCUCUUUUGGGAAUUGUUGAUUCCUGCCAGAUGGGAAUUUUCCAAAUCCUUGCUGCUAUUCUUCACUUGGGCAAUGUGUCCUUCACAUCUCGAGAUGCUGACAGCUGCACGAUACCCCCUAAACACGAACCCCUCAGGAUCUUCUGCGAUCUCAUGGGAGUGGAAUACGAGCAGAUGGCGCACUGGCUUUGCCACAGAAAGCUUGCUACUGCCACAGAGACCUACAUCAAGCCGAUUUCCAAGCUGCAGGCUAUCAAUGCUAGGGACGCUCUUGCGAAGCAUAUCUACGCUAACCUUUUUACCUGGAUUGUAGAUCAUGUGAACAAAGCUUUGCAGUCCACUGUGAAACAGCAUUCUUUUAUUGGCGUAUUGGACAUCUACGGGUUUGAAACAUUUGAGAUCAACAGCUUUGAACAGUUCUGUAUAAAUUACGCCAAUGAGAAAUUACAGCAGCAGUUCAAUAUGCACGUUUUUAAGUUGGAACAAGAAGAAUACAUGAGGGAACAAAUUCCUUGGACCUUGAUUGAUUUCUACGACAAUCAACCCUGCAUUAACCUCAUCGAGGCCAAAAUGGGAAUUCUGGAUUUGCUGGAUGAGGAAUGCAAGAUGCCUAAAGGUUCAGACAACAGUUGGGCCCAGAAAUUAUACAAUACUCACUUGAAUAAGAGUGCACUUUUUGAGAAACCUCGAUUGUCCAACAAAGCUUUUAUCAUUCAACACUUUGCAGAUAAGGUGGAGUACCAGUGCGAAGGAUUUUUGGAAAAAAACAAAGACACUGUCUAUGAAGAACAGAUCAAUGUUCUCAAAUCAAGUAAGUUUAAGAUGCUGCCUGAGCUGUUUCGAGUGGAGAAGGCCAUCAGUCCCACCUCAGCCACACCGUCCGGUCGUACCCCAUUGUCUCGAGCAGCCGUGAAACCAGCUAAGUCAAAAAUGGCCCAAGCAAGCAAGGAACACAAGAAAACCGUGGGGCAUCAGUUCAGAAAUUCUCUGCAUCUCUUGAUGGAGACCCUCAAUGCCACCACGCCACACUACGUGCGGUGCAUUAAACCAAAUGACUUCAAGUUUCCAUUUAUGUUCGACGAAAAGCGGACCGUACAGCAGCUGAGAGCUUGCGGAGUGCUAGAGACCAUCCGGAUCAGCGCAGCUGGUUUCCCUUCGAGGUGGACCUAUCAAGAAUUCUUCAGCCGCUACCGUGUCCUGAUGAAGCAGAAAGAUGUCCUCAGUGACAGGAAGCAGACCUGCAAGAAUGUCUUGGAAAAGCUGAUUCUGGACAAGGAUAAGUACCAGUUUGGGAAGACAAAAAUAUUUUUCCGGGCUGGUCAAGUAGCUUAUUUGGAAAAAAUAAGGGCCGAUAAACUGAGAGCAGCUUGCAUCCGUAUCCAAAAGACGAUCAGGGGGUGGUUGAUGCGGAAGAAGUACCUGCGCAUGAGGAAGGCAGCCGUCACUAUUCAGAGAUACGUCCGUGGAUACCAGGCACGAUGCCUUGCAAUGUUCUUACGAAGAACCAAAGCUGCCAUUGUCAUCCAGAAAUUCCAGCGCAUGGUUGCUGCCCGCAAACGUUAUCGGCACAUCCGAGCAGCUACUGUUACUCUCCAGUCCCACUUACGAGGCUACAUUGCCAGGAAGAAGUAUCACAAGAUGCUUUGGGAGCACAAGGCCACCAUUAUCCAAAAACAUGUGCGCGGCUGGCUGGCUCGCUUGCGCUACCACCGGACUUUGAAGGCAAUUAUUUACCUGCAAUGCUGCCUACGGCGCAUGAGGGCCAAGAGGGAACUGAAGAAGCUGAAGAUAGAAGCUCGCUCGGUAGAGCACUACAAGAAACUCAACGUCGGCAUGGAGAACAAGAUUAUGCAACUCCAGCGUAAAAUCGAUGACCAGACACGAGACUCCAGGUCCCUGGUUGAGAAGCUAACUAGCUUAGAGGCAGCUUACACUUCUGAGACGGAGAAGCUGCGGCAUGACAUAGAGAGGCUUCGGAUGAGCGAAGAAGAGGCCAAGAACGCCACCAAUCGCCUCAUUAGCCUUCAAGAGGAGAUCGGCAGGCUGCGGAAGGAGCUGGAACAGAUCCAGACGGAGAAGAAAGCGAUCAAAGAAAAGGCGGACCUCUAUAAACAAGAAACAGACAAGCUGGUGCUGGAACUAAAAGAGCAAAACACACUUCUUAAAGAGGAGAAGGAUGACCUGAAUAGCCGCAUCCAAAACCAGGCCAAAGAAAUUACAGAGGUCAUGGAGAAAAAACAUCUAGAGGAGACAAAACAAUUGGAUCUCGACCUGAACAACGAAAGGCAGAGGUAUCAGAAUCUGCUCCAAGAAUUCAGCCGGUUAGAAGAGCGAUAUGAUGACCUGAAAGAUGAGAUGAGGCUGAUGGAGAGUAUUUCCAAACCGGGGCACAAGAGAACGGAUUCCACCCAUAGUAGCAAUGAAUCAGAAUAUACUUACAGCUCUGAGAUCGCGGAGGCUGAGGACUUUCCAAUGAGAACAGAGGAACCAAGUGAAAAGGCACCUCUGGACAUGUCUCUCUUCCUCAAACUACAAAAACGAGUGAAGGAGCUGGAGCUGGAAAAGCAGUCCCUGCAGGAUGAGCUGGAGAAGAAGGAGGACCAAGUUCUCCGGGACAAAGCCAAGGAGGAAGAAAGACCUCAGAUGAGAGGAGCAGAACUGGAAUACGAAUCGCUUAAGCGUCAAGAGCUUGAGUCAGAGAAUAAGAAGCUAAAGAACGAAUUGAACGAGUUGAGGAAGGCCCUGAUGGAAAAGAAUGCUCCAGAUGUCACGAUGCCUGGUGCCCCCGCAUACAGGGUCCUUUUGGACCAGAUGACCUCUGUCAGUGAGGAGCUGGAGGUCCGCAAGGAGGAAGUUCUCAUCCUGAGGUCUCAGCUGAUGAGCCAGAAGGAAGCAGUGCCGUUCAAGAACACCAUGACAGACUCUACAAUUCUUCUGGAAGAUGUUCAGAAGCUGAAGGACAAAGGAGAGAUCGCUCAAGCUUACAUUGGCCUGAAGGAGACAAACAGAUCACCUCAAGACUGUCAUUUGCUGAACGAGGAUGGCGAACUAUGGCUGGUAUAUGAAGGGCUGAAACAAGCCAACAGGCUUCUGGAAUCUCAGCUGCAGGCCCAGAAGAGAAGCCAUGAGAAUGAUCUGGAGGCCCUCCGUGGAGAGAUCCAGAGUCUGAAGGAGGAGAACAACCGCCAACAGCAGUUGCUGGCCCAGAACCUCCAGCUGCCCCCAGAAGCCCGAAUAGAGGCCAGCCUGCAGCAUGAAAUCACCCGCCUGACCAACGAAAACCUGGAUUUGAUGGAACAGAUGGAGAAGCAGGACAAGACGGUGCGGAAACUGAAAAAGCAGCUGAAAGUUUUUGCCAAAAAAAUCGAUGAGCUUGAAGUGGGCCAAAUGGAGAACAUUUCACCUGGACAAAUCAUUGACGAGCCAAUACAUCCUGUGAAUAUUCCAAGGAAAGAAAAAGACUUCCAAGGAAUGUUAGAGUACAAGAAAGAGGAUGAACCCAAACUCAUUAAGAAUCUUAUUUUAGACCUGAAGCCUCGUGGAGUGGCAGUAAAUCUCAUCCCAGGGCUGCCAGCUUACAUUUUGUUCAUGUGCGUCCGCCACGCCGACUACCUUAACGAUGAUCAAAAAGUGAGGUCCUUGCUGACUUCUACGAUUAACGGCAUCAAAAAAAUUUUGAAGAAAAGAGGCGAUGACUUUGAAACGGUCUCCUUCUGGCUGUCCAACACAUGCCGAUUUUUGCACUGUUUGAAGCAGUAUAGCGGUGAAGAAGGGUUUAUGAAACAUAACACCACUCGUCAGAACGAACAUUGCCUGACUAAUUUCGAUCUUGCUGAGUACAGACAAGUAUUAAGCGACCUGGCCAUCCAGAUUUACCAGCAACUCGUUCGAGUUCUAGAGAAUAUUUUGCAGCCCAUGAUUGUUUCAGGCAUGUUGGAGCACGAAACCAUCCAAGGAGUGUCGGGGGUGAAACCCACCGGCCUUCGAAAGAGAACCUCUAGCAUCGCCGACGAAGGGACCUACACCCUGGAUUCCAUCCUCCGUCAGCUGAACACCUUCCACUCCAUCAUGUGCCAGCACGGCAUGGACCCUGAGCUGAUCAAGCAGGUGGUCAAACAGAUGUUCUACAUCAUUGGGGCCGUGACCCUCAAUAACCUUCUGCUGCGGAAGGACAUGUGCUCCUGGAGCAAAGGAAUGCAGAUCAGGUACAACGUAAGCCAGCUGGAAGAAUGGCUUCGUGACAAAAACCUGAUGACCAGCGGUGCAAAGGAGACCCUGGAGCCCUUGAUCCAGGCUGCUCAGCUGCUGCAAGUAAAAAAGAAGACCGAAGAGGACGCAGGCGCCAUCUGCUCUAUGUGCCACGCAUUGACUACCGCCCAGAUUGUGAAAGUGUUGAACUUAUAUACUCCCGUUAAUGAGUUUGAAGAAAGAGUGUCUGUGUCUUUUAUCCGGACAAUACAGCUGCGUAUGCGAGACCGGAAGGAUUCUCCUCAACUCCUCAUGGAUGCUAAACAUAUUUUCCCCGUCACUUUCCCGUUCAGCCCUUCCUCUCUCGCGUUAGAAACUAUCCAGAUCCCAGCAAGUUUGGGUCUAGGAUUCAUCACUCGGGUCUGAACCCAAGGCCGAGGGAAGCUGUCAACCGCCCAUUUCUACCCAUAAUCUCUUUAACGCUGAAAAUAAAUUGAGUUCAGAAGCCAUUGGGGGUUUGGGGAGGAAUGGCGGGAAGAGACUGGAAGGGAAUCAAGUAUGUGCUCUCAAACUGCAUUGCAGAAAACUGGAAUGCGUCGUCAACAUUCUCUCACCACCGGAAGCUGAUAGAAACCACUGCACAUUUGUAGAAAUUCACCCGUUCCGUGCUGAGGCCUACCUAAAGUUUUCAGGUUAAGAAAAAUAUUAGUACACACCUUAGUGUUUCUCUCUCUUCCACCCCUCCCGCUCCUCAGUUGGUUGCAAGUUGUCUUAUAUUUGCCUUGUACGCCAAAAUCAGCCUGUGACGGAUAAACCGCGAUGGGUUUUCCUUUUUCUUUUCCAUAUUAAGACCCCAAAAUUAUCAUGUGCAUCUGGUGGCAGAAAUUACAAUUGUGGGAAGAGGAGUCUUCUCAGUUUUAACGGUUCUGAUAAUCCCUAUAAUCUGUAUUUUACACGUACGCUUUUUUUUUUGGUAGAAAACAGUCUGUGUCUCCACUGAGUGGAACGGCGUCAUUCCAGUGCAAUGGUGUGAGUGCGUUACCUCCAAUCCAUAAUGU